UGGGUCUCGGACCAGCAGACUACUACACCCUGAUGGCGGUAGAGGUUACUAACGCACACUAAGGCAUCGGGAAGGGUGUUGUCUGCACAAACCUCCUUAGAAUAGUGACGUGUGUGACCAAACAGAAGCGUGACAGGUGGUCUUAGCGGAGGUGUGAACAUGAAACCGGGAGCGUAACUGUAAGCCCGCCCGCGCUCGCUCUGUGAAUGUCCUUCAAUGAAUUGUUGAUGUAAGGUUAUGGGGAGCCGCCAGUCCGGCCACAGCACCACGGGUGCAUUAUGCGCUGCCAAGCCUUCUCAGAGUCAUUCCCUCGAUGCCAGCCAACCCCCCGACGCGGCCGGCGCUGCCGACCAGAGGGAACUUUCAGAAACGCCGGGUGCAGCUAGUAGCGGCGCUGGGGGCGAGGUUCCAGCUGAUGCCGCCGUCAGUUCUGAGAUUCCCUCGGUCGUAGUUGUAGAGCCAACCUCUAGAAGUAUAGAAGAAAUACACUUAGAACCACAAGUAUGUGAAAUCAGAGUGCAGCCGCCGACGCCGGUCAAAACGCCUUCAGAAGCACCUCAGUUGGAGACGGAGGCCAGCUCGGCGCCCAGCGCACCCCCGCUGCCCGACGACACCACUCCCAGCAGCGCAUCUCCUGCCACGACGCCGAAACCGGAACCGGCGCCGACAGGCCACACAUCGAAUGCAGACAGCACCGACUCGGCGGAGAGACGCCCCUUCCGGCCGUCGGCACCGGAUCUCCCGUCGUACGAAGAUGCUGUCAUCGCCUCUUUGACGCCUGAAGCCGGGGGCGAUUCUCGAACUCCGAAGGCCCCCGGUGCGGCCCCGAAGCCGUCGGCGCUUCCGCGGGUGCGAGAUGUGCGUGUGGGCGUGAACCUCGUCCGUGCAGCGGGCAAGUUGCUGACCUUCUUGGCCACCGUGGAUGCCCAUCCCGCCUUGUACAGCGGGCCUUUGGUGAAGGCCGCGCUGCGCAGGUACGAGCGACUUUGGCUGCCUCUGGCCGCGAAAGGGGAAUGCGAGGGUGCGGCGCCCCCUCUCGACGUACAUGGGUGUGGCGGGUGCCAGCGGGCCCCCUCACAUUAUCACCAGACUGUCAGCCCCAGCGGGGCCACGCCCUGGGAACCGGUACCCGAGGAGGCGUGGACCUCCCCUCGGGGACCCUACGCAGAGGAAGGCGCUGUCAAGGACGCCGAGAAGGACUCCAAGAUCUCUUACGACCUGCGGACGGCCGUUGAGAGGCAGAGCGUAUUUUAUUACCAGGUGUCCCUCCCACAUUACCGUAAUAAGGGCUUUCUGCGACGAAGCGAACGCCGCUACAGACAGUUCCUUGCGCUCAAGAAACUCCAUCCGGACAAGUUCCUCGUUCCGUGCUACGACAUGGAUGUGAUUUGGCACGCACAUCAG
Molecule: messenger RNA, 1404 nt
Organism: Penaeus monodon (black tiger shrimp)
Lineage: Eukaryota; Metazoa; Arthropoda; Malacostraca; Decapoda; Penaeidae
Product: glycine-rich domain-containing protein 1-like
Source: RefSeq, a predicted model, not a curated record